Molecule: messenger RNA, 1197 nt
Organism: Lutzomyia longipalpis
Lineage: Eukaryota; Metazoa; Arthropoda; Insecta; Diptera; Psychodidae
Exons: 2
Coding region: 117-1061 (314 amino acids)
Source: RefSeq, a predicted model, not a curated record
GUCUUUGUUCACCCUGAUGUUCAGCUGUUGCAACACGAAUUUUCUAGGAUCACGACAAUUUUCCGAGAAAACUGAAUUAUCAUUUUCAUUCUUACAACACUUCGAACCAUUCGAAGAUGCGCGUGUGUUUCGUUGUUACGCUUGCACUAUGUGCCACCCUGGCAUAUGGUGUCAAAUCCGGGGAGGAUGGUGUGAUUGGAUCCAAGAAGAUUCUCCAUCUUAGCCCUAAUAAUCCAGGAGAUGUGUAUUUGAUUGGAAAUUUCUUAGCCUGCAUCAAUGCGUAUUCUUGCUUCAACACAGCAAUUUCAUUGGAACUUGAAACACCCAUUAGCUUCCUUAUUCAGGAUAUUUUUAUUUAUGAAUUUGAGGAAUGCCUAAUUUUCUUCAAUCAACGAACUGCUAAACUUAUAUUUAUCAUACCGAAAGCAGUAAUGGAUCAAGUUCUUCUCCUUGUUAAUGUGACUCUGGAUCUCUACCGUCUACCCCUUGAAGCAGCCUUUAAUUCCUAUUUGGGUAUUAAUAAUGUGAAACUAUCAAAGAAUUGCCUGGAACUCUACAGCUACGUCGGGAAUAUUCUAUCGGAAUUAUUGGGUGUUGGUGGAAAACCAAUAGCUGCAUUGAAUCUUCUGGGAUUAAUUGAUUUUAACCGCGCAUUUCCACCGGAGUUGGUUGUUUUCCAACCAUACAGUGUUAUAAAUAAUUUGCCGGAUACUUCACCAAUUGACUUGGCCCUUUCUAUUGCAUCGACAUCCAUCAUUGUUGAUGGUGCUGCGUUCUGCAACAAAAAUUUAAUCUUGCAAGACAUAAUUUUCCCAGGACUAACUCUUAGUGGGUACAAAAUUGGUAAUAUAAUUGGGAAGAAGGUUAUUGUUGAAAUAAUCCCCCUUCUAAUGGGACACAUCAUUGGACUUCUACCACCUGAGACAGUGGCCGAUUUGUUCAAUCAAAUUAUUACAUCUAUUACAAUUGAUUCAAAGGCUGAUAAAACAUAUCAGCUCUUCUUUGAACUUAUUACCCAAUAUUCCACAGAAAUGAUACCAACUGUCCCCGAAACAAAAUAAUAGAGAUGAUAAAAAUUUUUAUUUCUUCCUGUCAUGAAUUUAUGGAUUUCAGAAUAUCUGCUUUAAAAGUUCGUCUUGUAUAUUGUUCUGUGUAUAAAAAAGUAAUAAAAAUAAAUAAAUAAUCUUUGGGAAGUCA